AUGCACAUUCCCAUCCCGGAUCGCAGCCCAAACGCCCGGAAUGGCGACGCCGACCCCCCCAGGACGCCGACCGACGACGAGAUAUCCCGGCAGCUGCUCGCGUACGCCGCGCCCACCGACAGCACCAAGAACGUGUGGGCAUUCUGGCACUCGGGCUACGCGUCGAUGCCGGCGUGGUGUCGGCGCAACGUCAUCAACUGGGUGCGGCGGCUGGGGCCGACCUGGACGGUGCGGGUGCUCGACAGCAUUCCGGGCUCGCCCACCAACGCCUCGCGCUUCGUCGGGCCCGACUUGCUCCCGCGGGGGGCGUUCGCGGCGGCGACCACGCCCUCGGGAAGCAAGCAUGCCGGCGUGCAUGCCGGCGACGCGGUGCGGCUGCCGCUGCUGCAGCUGUACGGCGGGGCGUGGAUGGACGUGGGCACGAUCCUGAUCCGGCACCUGGACGACGUGUGGGACGUGCUGGACGACGCGUCGACGCCGUACGAGCUGGCGGCCAUGACGAUGCCGCUGCGGGGCAGGGGCGAGGCGGAGACGGCGAUGAACGGCUUCCUGGUCGUCGCGCGCCGGGCCAACGCCUUCGUCACGCGCUGGCACCGCAUCUACCUUGGAUUGUGGGCCGACGGCGACGCGGCCGACGCCACUGGCUUCCACCGUCACCGGCUGCUGCGCCAUCUGCUGCUGUACACGCCUUCGCGUCUCUUCGCCGUCUCGCCCGAGGCCUUUACCGACUACGUGGCCCACAUGCUGUGUGCGGAGCGGCUGCGGGACCUGCGGUGUCGUGAUGAUGGCUUCGAUGGCCGCCGCUACUAUGAGAACAAUGUCUUCCUGCUGCCGAGCUUCCGGGAGAUGUUUCGGCUGCAGGAAUGGUCGGGCUGGGACGGGGAAAAGGAGUUCGACGUCCUUUCUACACGCUUGGAUGAUGUCGCAAACCCCCGAGUGACAAGCCAUGCGCGAGACCUCGCACAUGACCUGCUCGAGAACUCAGUCGUGAUCAAGCUUUCUCACGGGCCCAAGGGAGGAUCCGCGACAACCUGGCUUGCGGAUCUCUGGGAUGAUCCACGCCACUGCCAUGCCGAUGACGAGCCGGGAACGUUGGCGGCGUACUUGAGGGAAAGCAUUCUCAGCUAUGACCAUAAACGACGCUUGGUCCCCGCCAAAGUCGGGACUCUCGAGGCACCCGUGCGGGAGGCUGGGUUGCUGGAGCCAUGCGGAACUGUGGUUGGGUGA
Diplodia corticola is the source of this 1227-nucleotide messenger RNA. Its product is annotated as capsule polysaccharide biosynthesis protein. Lineage: Eukaryota; Fungi; Ascomycota; Dothideomycetes; Botryosphaeriales; Botryosphaeriaceae. The transcript has a single exon. The record is from RefSeq and is a predicted model, not a curated record. Gene Ontology annotation, molecular function: glycosyltransferase activity. The coding region runs from base 1 to 1227 and encodes 408 amino acids.